UGACCUAGUCUUGUGUGCUGGAGCAGAAAUCCUGCUGAAAAACCCAAUGACUUCUAGCAGAGUAUCAUUUAGAGGCUUGAAAACAGUUUUGUGGUGCCAUCAAAGCAAACUCUCCACCAAACCAUCACUGAGGAAGGGUGAUGACCUUCCACUCUUCCAAUGACUUCCUGGGCUUCUUUAGAGCUGUGUGCAUACACCUGAUCAUUUUGGCGAUUAAAUUUGUCUUCAAUUGUAAAAAUUUUCUCAUUGCUAAACAAAAUCUUUCGAUGAAGACCAAUGGUGUAAUAGCCAAGGAGCAGUUUGCAUCUAUCCACACUAAUUUUUUUUAGGAAAGUGAUUAGCCUUUGUCCUGUCAUUCUUCCAAAUGCAUCCAUCCUAAGGUCACUUUUUAUUAUGCAAGACAUUGAUCUGACAUAGAUUCCCAUUUCCCUAGAAAU
Molecule: messenger RNA, 437 nt
Organism: Nezara viridula (southern green stink bug)
Lineage: Eukaryota; Metazoa; Arthropoda; Insecta; Hemiptera; Pentatomidae
Source: the annotation of a GenBank genome assembly